Messenger RNA from Triticum aestivum (bread wheat), 3949 nucleotides. RefSeq names its product putative leucine-rich repeat-containing protein DDB_G0290503. Bases 637 to 3567 code for a protein of 976 amino acids. Lineage: Eukaryota; Viridiplantae; Streptophyta; Magnoliopsida; Poales; Poaceae. The transcript is spliced from 8 exons. The record is from RefSeq and is a predicted model, not a curated record.
CUCCAGAUUUUUUAUCCGUCGCCAUCCUCCCACCUCGCUCUAACUAAAUAAAUCCCCAUUACCCUUUUCCCCAAAUCAAUUGACCACCAUUUUAUAGACUCCGAACCUUCUCUCUCCCACCUCCUCUCUCUUUCUUUCUCUCUCCCCCCCCCCCUUUCUCUCUAGUCCCUAAACCCCCAAAUCAGAGAGAGAGAGAGAGAGAGAGAGCAAAGCAGAGCCGUAGUGUGUGCGUGUGUGAGAGAGAGCUCAGCUGGGUUCCUUUCUCUCACUAGAUCUGCCCACUGGUGGUGUGCCCCUGCCUUGCCUUUGCCCAAAGCCGCUCCUGCCCCGGCCUUCUUGCUUGCUUGCCUGCGGUGUCACCCACUGGCCACUCCCUCUCUAUGCGUGCUCUGCCCCUGCCUCCAUGUGCUGGUCUCGCCGCUCUAACUAACCACCACCCGCACCGCACAGCAAUGCCAAGCCUGGCGUCACUGGAUUCGCGCGCACGGCAUUGCAAUGCCGCUGCCGAUCGAGGCGUGACGGACUAGCCAGCCGGCCGAGACGAGCAAGCAAGAUUUCGUCUGGUUCUGUUGGGGGGCGGUUGGCUGCUUGCUUGGCUGAUUCCUCUCGGGCGCAGCACCCGCCGCCGCCGCCGGCAUGUUCAAGUCGGCGAGGUGGCGCGGCGCCGGCAAGGCCAAAGCCGUGUUCAAGCUGCAGUUCCACGCCACCCAGGUGCCGGAGCUGGGGUGGGAGUCCAUGAUGGUGGUGGUGACGCCGCAGGACGUCGGCCGGCCCACGGCGCGGACGGAGCGCGCGGAGGUCGCCGACGGCGCCUGCCGCUGGCCCGCCCCGAUCUUCGAGGCCACCAAGCUCCCCUCCGGCAAGGCGGCCGCCGGCGACAAGAUCUACCAGUUCCUCGUCUACGAGACCGGGUCGGCCAAGGCGGCGCUGCUGGGGGAGGCGACGGUGAACAUGGCCGAGUACGCGGAGGCGUUCAAGCCGUCGGCGGUGACGCUCCCCCUCAAGGGCAGCCCCGCGCCCGGCGCGCUGCUGCACGUGACCAUCCAGCGGGUGGUGGGUGGUGCCGGCGGUGGGUGCGGUGACGACGGGAGUGAGAACGGCGACACCGCAAAGUCUUCGCCGCGGAGGACGCUGCAGAGCCAGCUGAGCCGGUGCGAGGACGAGGAAGCCGAGAAGGCGAGGUCGCUUGCUGCCGAUUCGAUGAGCCCUGUGCAUGAUGGAUUGGUGAUAAGCAAACCACCAGGGAUGAGGUUUCCCUUGAGAAGAAAUAUGCCGGCAUCUGUUGAGCCGGCCGGCCACCUCCACAAUGCCAAUGGCUUUGACGCCGUUUCGUUGUCGGGUUCAGAUGGGAGCUCAGGGAGAUUCACUCCCAAAACCAGUGCGAACAUGCAUAGCACAUUUCUUCAGGAUGCGACCAAUGUCCUCUCGCCUUUUGCCAACAAUGCCACCUCGAGAAACCCAUUGAGCUCUGGUGACUGGUCAGGAAGCUCAGCUCCUGACGCUAGCACUGAUGGGUCGACGAGCAACUCGGGUGAGACGGGGUUGAGAGGUGCAGAGGAUGAUGUAGAGAAGCUGAGAAGUGAGAUAGGGACUUUGACAAGAAAACUGGAUGUCUCAGACAUGGAGUUGCAGACACUCAGAAAGCAAAUUGUAAAAGAGAGUAGGCGAGGUCAAGACCUUUCCAAGGAAAUGAGUAGCUUGAGGGAUGAGAGGGAUGCACUCCGAGGAGAAUGUGAAGGCCUUAGAGGGAUGAAGAAGACGAUCCAUGAUGCAAAUGGAUCAGGUAAACGGUUGUCAGACGGGGAAGAUCCCUGGUCUCAGGUUGAGGAGCUGAAGCAAGAGCUGGGCCAUGAGAAGAAUUUAAAUGCAGAUCUACGUGUACAGCUACAGAAAAUGCAGGAGUCCAACUCUGAGCUGCUUCUGGCUGUGAAGGAUCUUGAUGAAAUGCUGGAGCAGAAGAAUAGAGAUAUGUCCAUUUUGCAAGAAGAAACAGUAGAGGAUCCCCAGGAGGCAGAAUAUGAGCAUGCACUGUCAAAUGUGCACAGUGCUGGACACAAGAUGGACAUGUCUGAAACAAGUUCGUACCAAGAGAAAGAAGACGAGCUUAUGUUGGAUGCAUUGGUGAAGAAGAGUGACGGCAUCGCUAGUUCUGAACUGCAAGAGAAGAUUCUUGAACUGAGUGAUGAAAUUGAGCUGUACAAGAAAGACCGUGAGGAUCUUGAGAUGCAAAUGGAGCAGCUUGCACUUGAUUAUGAGAUUCUGAAGCAAGAGAACCAUGACAUCUCUUCGAGGCUGGAACAAACACAACUUAGAGAGCAGCUAAGGAUGCAGUAUGAGUGUUCAGCACAUUUGUCUAUAAUAAGUGAUCUUGAGGCCAAUGUCGAGAAUCUGGAGAAUGAACUCCAGGAACAAUCUCAAAGAUUAGAGGCUGAUAUAGCAGAAGUACUGGCUGCCAAGGUUGAGCAAGAGCAGAGGGCCAUAAAGGCCGAGGAGUCUCUGAGGAAAGCGCGGUGGAACAACGCUACCACUGCCAAGCGACUUCAGGAGGAAUUCAAGAGUCUAUCUUCACAAGUAUCUUCUGCUUUCAGUGCCAACGAACGGCUGCUUGUGCAAGCAAGAAAAGAGGCCGCAGAACUACAGUUGCAGAAGAGCCAGUUGGAAGAGUUACUGCAGAAAGCCCACGAAGAUGCCGCAUCAGUCCAAGAACAACACCGGGUGAAGAUUCAGCAGUUACUUACCCUAGUGGAUUUCAAGUCGAAUGAGAUAGAUAGGCUGGUGGUGGAGCUCAAGAGCAAGAGCGACGAGUUCGAGAACCAGAAGAGAAGUGAUGAGUCAAAGUUAAAUGAUCUAUCAGAAGAAAUUGAACAGCUCAAAGCCAAGAUUGACAAGCUAUCAGAUGAGAGAGACAAACUCGUGGAAAGGAAUGAGCAGAAAGACAUGGAAUUGGCUGCAAAUGGUGAAAAGGACAUGAUCUUGCAAGACAAAACUGGUGAAAUUACUUUGCUCAAUAAAGAGCUUGCAUUGCUCAAGGACCAAAUGCAGACAUAUUUGGAGGAGCUAAACACUCUGAAACGCUCCAAGAGUGAAAGGGAUGAGACAAUAGGGAAGCUACAAAUAACCAUUGGAUCGUUGAAACUCCAGUACGACAAUAUGAAGAACUCGUUGUCCACAAAGGAGGCUGAGAAAAGCAACCUUGCUUCUCAGGUGCUGAAGCUGAGAAGAGCCCUUGAAAGCAGGGAAGGUGCCAAGGAAAAUGGUGUCACUUCAGAUACAACGGAUAAUCAGCACACUAAUUCGAAGCGCAUCAAGCACGAUACUGUCAGCACCGGUAACGGUGAUGCCGCGCCAAGCGCCAACGGACACAGCAACGGCCACGACACGAGGGCCGCUGCUGAGCAGUCCUCAAAGGAGCUGGAGUCUCUAAAGGAGACGAACAAGGCGAUGCAGCAAGAGCUGAACGAGCUGCACGAGCGGUAUUCGGAGAUAAGCCUCAAGUUCGCGGAGGUGGAAGGUGAGAGGCAGCAGCUGGUGAUGACGGUGCGGACGCUGAAGAACUCGCUGAGAUGAUCCAUGGCUGCUGCUGCCUGCUCAGCGUUCACUCACCCACAUGUAGCUUCAGGAUUAGGUGAUGAUACCCCCCUCCCCUCCCCAAAAGGAGGGUUUUGUAUAGGCGAGCAGCUGGAUGGUGAGUUGUAUGGAGCAUCAUCAUCCGGAGACUUGCAGAGGCCAGGCAAGGGUCCUCUGGCCUGUCACAAUACACAGCAUGUAGAUCCGUUCCCCCACACAAUAAUGUUUCUGUGUUUUUUCCUCUUCGGCAUUGAUGUGUGCAGGAUGUGUCAGAUGUUGUGCGUGCCUCUAGAGAGAGCCCAAUGUGUGUGUGUAUGUGUGUUGUAUAAUUCUCUUGAUGUUUGGCUGUGCUGGAAGAAAGAAAAGUGAGAGAUGAAAGAAA